This is a messenger RNA of Pogona vitticeps (central bearded dragon), 1212 nucleotides long. Lineage: Eukaryota; Metazoa; Chordata; Lepidosauria; Squamata; Agamidae. The record is from RefSeq and is a predicted model, not a curated record.
GGAAGGCGAAGCGGAGGGAACCAUAGAGAGACAAAAAAAUGGAGACGCCGGGAAGGGAAGAAUUAGAUCUUGAAGUAAUGAAGCCUUUAAUAGAACAGCUGGACUCAGACAGUGAUGACGAGUAUGAGAAUCAGUUGCUGCCAGCAGAGAAGAAGUAUCAGCUUGAUGAUGAAGAGGGGAUUACAUUUGUACAGACACUCACCCAUCUCCUGAAGGGGAACAUUGGGACAGGACUUCUAGGACUCCCACUUGCAAUAAAAAAUGCAGGCAUUGUUCUUGGGCCCAUCAGUCUUGUGUUUAUUGGAAUCGUGUCCAUUCACUGUAUGCACAUUUUGGUGCAAUGCAGCCAGUACCUUUCUCACAGGUUGAAGAAGACAUCCUUAGGAUACAGUGACACAGUCAGCCAUGCGAUGGAAGUAGGUCCUUUUAAUGCACUACAGAAACGAGCAUCUUGGGGAAGGUGUGCCGUUGACUUCUUCCUUGUGAUUACCCAGUUGGGCUUUUGUAGCGUUUAUAUUGUGUUCUUGGCAGAAAAUGUGAAGCAAAUUCAUGAAGGGUAUAUAGAAAAUUCCUAUGGCGGUCUAAAUAUCACAGGAACUCCAGGCUGCCCGCACAAAACCGCCAUGGACCUGCGAGUGUAUAUGCUGUUCUUUCUUCCAUUCAUCAUCCUUUUGGUUUUCAUUCGUGACCUGAAGAGUCUGUCAGUAUUCUCAUUCCUUGCAAACUUGUCCAUGGCUGUCAGCCUAGUGUUAAUUUAUCAAUAUAUUGUUCAGGGUUUGUCCCCUCUUCGAAAACUACCCCUGGUGGCUGACUGGAAGAAAUAUCCUCUCUUCUUUGGCACUGCUAUAUUUGCUUUUGAAGGCAUAGGAGUGGUCCUCCCCCUCCAAAACAGGAUGAAAGAAACGGAACGCUUCCCGCUGGCACUCAACGUUGGCAUGGGAAUUGUGAUGACCUUGUAUAUUACAUUGGCCACCUUGGGGUAUAUGCGCUUCGGGGAGGAAAUCAAAGGCAGCAUCACUCUGAACCUGCCACAGAAUCAAUGGCUGUAUCAGCUGGUCAAGAUUCUUUAUUCCUUUGGGAUUUUUGUGACCUAUUCCAUUCAGUUCUACGUUCCAGCUGAGAUCAUCAUUCCGUGUAUUGUCUCUAGAGUGCAGCAGAAGCUGAAACUGGUCUGUGAGUUGGUGGUGAGGGCACUCUUGGUCUGUUCAACCU